UGGCUGCUGGAGAUGAGCCUAGGCUUGACCUAACCAUGAUUCCAAGGACUGGCACUUCUUUUUUACCCCCAGUUUGUAGAGAUCCAGACCUUCUCUUCCUGAUUGUCAAGAAAAUUAAGUUAUUGCUGAAUUUGGGAAUCUAGGCAGCACCAGCUUACUUUUUCCCUGCAUUUCUCUGGCAUAAUUUCUGGGAUAUUUUCCAAAUCAUCACAGAAAGCAGGAGGAAUGAACCGGCAGCUAGUGAAAAUUUUGACAACCUUGUUUGCAUUUUUCUUAGAGACAAACCACUUCAGGACGACUUUCUGUAAAGAACAUGAUUCAAGAUCUGGAAAACCCCCCUCACAGACCCUGUCUCCUUCAGAUUUUUUGGACAAAUUGAUGGGAAGGACAUCAGGGUAUGAUGCUAGAAUCAGACCAAAUUUUAAAGGUCCUCCAGUAAACGUUACUUGCAAUAUUUUUAUCAACAGUUUUGGAUCAGUCACAGAAACCACAAUGGACUACAGAGUGAACAUUUUUUUGAGACAGCAGUGGAACGACUCACGUCUGGCUUACAGUGAAUAUCCUGAUGAUUCCCUGGAUUUGGAUCCUUCUAUGUUGGACUCUAUUUGGAAGCCAGAUUUAUUCUUUGCCAAUGAGAAGGGAGCAAACUUCCAUGAUGUCACAACAGACAACAAAUUGCUGAGGAUUUCUAAAACUGGAAAAGUGUUGUACAGUAUCAG
This is a messenger RNA of Balearica regulorum gibbericeps (East African grey crowned-crane), 719 nucleotides long. NCBI's taxonomy places the organism in Eukaryota, Metazoa, Chordata, Aves, Gruiformes, Gruidae. The record is from RefSeq and is a predicted model, not a curated record.